AUGAAGGAAGCGAAGUCAGUAUUCAACAAGCUAUAUUCCCGAUUCUCCCCCACAACCAAAACAAUGAAUAUUUUGCUUCUUGGAUUUAAAGAAUCUGGUGAUGUCACUUCUGUAGAGCUUUUCUACCAUGAGAUGAUUCGAAGAGGUUUCAAGCCCAACAUUGUAACUUACAACAUCAGAAUUGAUUCUUACUGCAAAAGAGGUCGUUUUCUAGAUGGGUUAAAACUUGUUGAAGAAAUGGAACAAGCAAACUGCUUGCCCACGUUAAAGACACUAACCACUUUGAUCCAUGGAGCAGGAAUUGCUCACAACACAACCUAUGCACAACAACUGUUCGAUGAAAUACCUAAGAGAAACCUACUCCCAGAUUCUGGUGUCUACAACGCCUUAAUGAAUGCUUUCAUCAGAUCACGUGACAUCGACUCUGCAACUAAAUUGAUGGAUGAAAUGGAAGCUAAUAAUCUUCUUCAUGACAACAUUACAUUUCAUACAAUGUUCUCAGGAUUGAUGAAGUCAACUGGAAUCGAUGGUGUUCUAGAGCUUUAUCACAAGAUGAUCAGUAGAAACUUUGUCCCCAAAUCAGAAACGGUUGUAAUGUUAAUGAAACUUUUCUGCAAAAAUCAUGAAGUUGAUGAUGCCAUGGGUUUUUGGAGGUACUUAAUUGAUAAAGGCUAUUGUCCACAUAGUCAUGCUGUUGAUGUUCUUGUGAGAAGCCUGUGUUCUCAUGGAAGAGUAGAAGAAGCUUUUGAAUGCUCUUUACAGAUUCUUGAAAGAGGGAGACAUUUAAGCAAGACUUGUUUUCGUGUUUUAGAGAGACAUUUAGAGAUGGGUAAUGAAGAUAAAUUAAAAAAACUCAAUAAGAUGAUAAAAAAUCUACAAACUGUUAUACCCCCAUCAAAAGGGCAUGCAAGUGGUAUUUCUAGUGUAAUAUAG
This is a messenger RNA of Lactuca virosa, 933 nucleotides long. NCBI's taxonomy places the organism in Eukaryota, Viridiplantae, Streptophyta, Magnoliopsida, Asterales, Asteraceae. The record is from the annotation of a GenBank genome assembly.